Sporothrix schenckii 1099-18 is the source of this 261-nucleotide messenger RNA. RefSeq lists its product as uncharacterized. The coding region runs from base 1 to 261 and encodes 86 amino acids. The transcript has a single exon. The record is from RefSeq and is a predicted model, not a curated record. NCBI's taxonomy places the organism in Eukaryota, Fungi, Ascomycota, Sordariomycetes, Ophiostomatales, Ophiostomataceae.
AUGGCUGCAACGAGCUCCUUCGCAGCCCACUCGCCGACCUGGCCGUGCGUGCCCCCCCGAGCCACCCUCAUCAACACCACCGGCCUGCUCGAAAACAUCAGUACCGUUGACGCGGGUCCGUUUCUAGCUGCUGGAUUUUGUACCGGCCUACGCCUUGGUGGCCUCAGGACUGGUGUCUGCCCUUUCUCGUCGCUCACGCUGUUCAGCACAACCAUAUCGGUGCUGGUGGCGGUGCGACCACCAAGAGGGUCGGUCGAGUGA